CAGUUCUGUUUCUGUACGGGGCAAAGUGCCACAGCCCUGAGCCGGCAUGCGAGUAGCACUUUUUUUUAGAUUAAUUCACUUGGAUAAAAAGUUCAUUUUUUAUGUUAAUCUAUGCCACAGUGGUGACAGGAGAUAAUAUCUGUAAAGAUUCUGAAAAAAUUAAUCGAAGUGGUGACUUCUUGACCUCAUUCCUGGUGGGCAGAAUAUGAACCAAGUUACAUACGUGUGGAGUGAGGUGAAAGGUGAAGACACGCAUACCGUUGUCGGUACCGUUGACGUUGACAUCGUACGCACUCCGUACAUUAGCCCUUAAAACGCAUGAGCAUCGGAAAAAAAUUCAAAAAUGCACACCGUUACUUGCAUCGCUCCUGUAAAUAUAGCUGUUAUAAAAUAUUGGGGGAAACGUGAUGAGAAUUUGAUUUUGCCAAUAAACGAUUCAAUUAGUGCAACUUUAGAUACUGAACAGUUAUGUGCAAAGACAACUAUAAUGGCAAGUCCAGAUUUCAAAAAGGAUCAAAUCUGGUUGAAUGGAAAGGAAGAAUCUAUCAACAAGAGACUUCAAAAUUGUUUGCUAGAAAUGAAGAAAAGAGCUCAAGUGGGAAAUGAAGUUCUGCAGUGGAAGUUGCACAUUUGUUCAGAGAACAAUUUUCCAACAGCUGCCGGUUUAGCAUCAAGUGCUGCUGGUUAUGCUUGCUUUGCAGCUGCGCUCGCGAAAUUAUAUAAAGUAGAGGGCGAUAUUAGUGCAGUUGCGAGAGCAGGUUCUGGAUCUGCAUGUCGCAGUACAAUGGGAGGAUUUGUAAGAUGGCAUAUGGGUUCUGAUCCAAAAGGAUCAGAUAGCAUAGCAAAACAAAUUGUGCCAGCAUGUUUCUGGCCAGAAAUCAGAAUUCUUAUUCUUGUCGUGAAUGAUGAAAGGAAGAAAGUAUCUAGUGCCGUGGGAAUGAAAAGAAGUGUCGAAACUUCGGAAUUUUUAAAGCAUAGAGCUGAACAUAUCGUUCCAAAAGUAGCAAAUCAAAUGGAGAAAGCUAUUUUGGAAAAAGAUUUCGAGAAGUUUGCUGAACUAACUAUGAAAGAUUCCAAUCAAUUCCAUGCAGUUUGUAGAGAUACAUAUCCACCCUGUGUGUAUAUGAACGAUAUAUCCCAACUUACAGUAGAAUUAGUUCAUGAAUACAAUUAUGCUGUAAACAAAACGAAGGUAGCUUAUACUUUUGAUGCUGGCCCCAAUCCAACUCUCUAUCUUCAAGAAAAAGAUGUACCUGAAUUUAGCGCAGUUCUCGAUCAUUUUCUUCCACCUCCAACUGAUGCAAUAAUCGAAUACAAAAAAGGCAUACCUGUUCUCCCAGUAAAACUGUCACUGGAUUUGCUGAAGAAAAUUAAUCUGGAACAACAAUUGCCUGGAAGAUUCAAAUACACGAUUCAUACACGUGUUGGAGAAGGACCAAAACUAUUAAAGGACGACAAGGAUCAUCUUUUGAAUAACCGAGGCCUCCCAGUGAAGGAUACAAAGUCUGUCUAAGAAAUAAAUAUGAAAUUUGUAUUUAGGAAAUUCAAAGAGAAAAUAAUUUUUAUAUGCAGUCAGGGAUAAAGGUGAUAUUAGGAAUAUUUAUUAAUUAAUUUUUAAAAACUAAUAUAAAGACAAUAAAUAUUUAUAUGGAGAAUGAAUCUUGGGAAUUAAGACUUAUAUUCAUUUAAUAAUAUAAGCUGCUUUUGUUAUGCAAGCAUGUCUGUAAUAUAUUAGAAAAAAUUUUGGUGUAAAAACAGUACGAUUUUAUUCAAAUAAAUAAUUAAAAAUGUA
Belonocnema kinseyi is the source of this 1792-nucleotide messenger RNA. It is a transcript of the gene Mvd, whose product is annotated as diphosphomevalonate decarboxylase. The transcript is spliced from 9 exons. The record is from RefSeq and is a predicted model, not a curated record. The coding region runs from base 344 to 1513 and encodes 389 amino acids. Gene Ontology annotation, biological process: isoprenoid biosynthetic process; isopentenyl diphosphate biosynthetic process, mevalonate pathway. Gene Ontology annotation, cellular component: cytosol. NCBI's taxonomy places the organism in Eukaryota, Metazoa, Arthropoda, Insecta, Hymenoptera, Cynipidae. Gene Ontology annotation, molecular function: diphosphomevalonate decarboxylase activity; ATP binding.